ACUUUGCACCUCAUCAUUUACUCUGCUGCAUUGCUUUGAAUACUGCUAUGGCUACGAAGACACCAUCUCGGCGUCGUGCACGCUCAGUGACGCGGAACGCAUUGACGCCGUCGGCGCUCGUCAAUGGUAUGAACUCGAUGGCAAUUGCGACACCCGAGCGGCCGAAGAAGAGCUCUACAAGCUCUGCCGAUACUUCAAACCCUUUCAUUACGACAGCUUCGUCUCGUGCUCCGUCGAGAGCGCCAUCACCGGUGAAACGCGCCGUAUCAGGUGGCUUUCAGGUGUCGAGGGAGUUGAAAAGACAAGCCAGCAAUGGCGUGAUCAGGAAAGGUGGCAUCGAGAGCAGGAUGCAGGUGGUAAAGCACGACUACGAGCCGCCUCCGCCGGCGCCGAAGCCGGAGACAAAGCGCUCCAAGUCCGUUUGUUCUAUGCGCGAUUACGAGGGCGACAGGUUCAUCACCACUACUCGCGAUAUGGACCAGCUCGCUGCCAACCUCGAACAAAUGCGCUUCGAGCCUGUGUCCGGCUCGCCAGGCCACACUGCCCGCCUGGCCGCAGCCACAGGCAUCAACCUGAACAGGCGCAUCCUUACAUAUCAUGAGGCGCCCCCCGUCGCGACCGAUCGUAUGCUUCAGAAGCAACGCGAGGUCGUCGCACCCCUCUACGCGCGACCGGGCGCUCUCCCAUCGUCAAACGGCGCAGUGACCAACAAGACCAGGAAGAUACCGACCGCGCCCGAACGUGUCCUUGACGCCCCGGGCAUCGUCGAUGAUUUCUAUCUCAACCUCAUUGCGUGGUCCGCGCAAAACGUCGUGGCCGUCGCUCUCUCCGAGAACACCUACAUUUGGAGGGCCGAUACGGGAGCCGUGACUCAUGUGGGCGAAGCUCCCGAGGGCUCGUAUGUCUCUUCCGUCGACUUCUCCAACGACGGAUCGUACCUCGGGGUAGGCCUCGGGACCGGCUCCGUCGAACUCUGGGACGUCGAGACCGGCAGGAGAUUGAGGAGCAUGGACGGACACCAGGCGCAGGUCGCGGUAAUCAGUUGGAACGGCCAUAUUCUGAGCUCCGGCUGCGCGGAUGGCAGCAUCUGGCACCAUGAUGUGCGAAUGCCGACGCACAAGGUUAUGGAGCUUCACGGCCAUACGGGGGAAGUCUGUGGGUUGACGUGGAGGUCGGACGGCGAGCUGCUGGCGAGCGGAGGGAAUGAUAACGUCGUGAACAUCUGGGAUGGCAGAGUCGGGGACGUCGCUGAAAGCUCUCGCGGUCAUGCAAAGUGGACCAAGAGAAAUCAUACUGCGGCUGUAAAGGCCAUGGCUUGGUGCCCUUGGCAGCCAUCCCUUUUGGCUACUGGCGGUGGUACCAACGACGCCAGCAUCAACGUCUGGAACACCACGACCGGCGCCCGUCUGCACACUCUCAAGACGCCGUCGCAGGUCACGUCCAUCCAGUGGUGCCCACACAAGAAGGAACUCAUGUCCACGCACGGUUACCCUACCAACUCGAUUAUGAUCCACGCCUACCCCUCUCUUGACUGCGUCGCGGAGAUCCGUGACGCGCAUGAUUCUCGAGUGCUGUUCUCUGCGCUCAGCCCCGCUGGCGACGUUGUUUGUACGGGGGCGGGCGACGAGAACUUGAAAUUCUGGAGGAUCUGGGAGCAGCCGAAGGAGAAGAAGAAGAAGGACGUGAAGAUGAGUAGUAGCAAGUUGACGUCCUCGAGGGCGGGCAUACAUACCAUGCGGUAGUAGCCUGUAUUCUCAUGUUUUCUUAUGUCCUUCUUCUAUCAUGUCUUGGAAAUGCAGUUGCCUCUACGUACCGCUAUGAACUGCAGUACUAUGUCAUGUUGCUUUGCUC
Molecule: messenger RNA, 1851 nt
Organism: Gloeophyllum trabeum ATCC 11539
Lineage: Eukaryota; Fungi; Basidiomycota; Agaricomycetes; Gloeophyllales; Gloeophyllaceae
Product: WD40 repeat-like protein
Exons: 3
Coding region: 48-1742 (564 amino acids)
Biological process (GO): anaphase-promoting complex-dependent catabolic process; positive regulation of anaphase-promoting complex-dependent catabolic process; positive regulation of ubiquitin protein ligase activity
Cellular component (GO): anaphase-promoting complex
Molecular function (GO): anaphase-promoting complex binding; protein binding; ubiquitin ligase activator activity
Source: RefSeq, a predicted model, not a curated record